UUUUGCCGAAUCCGAACAACUCCCCCAUCCUCCCCCCUCCCUCUCUCCCUCCUCCACCGUCCCGUUCCGACCCGAUUAGCCGACAAAAGUCACAGAACCGAAGUCUCCGAUUAAAAAAAGAAAUAUUACUCUAUCUCUUAAGAAAUUAAAAUAAAUAAAUAAAUAAAUAAAUAAAAUACUCUCAAAAGACUAAAAAACUCUACCAGAAAAAGCCACACUCCACUCCUCUCACUCACUACCACCACCCCCUCUCCUCUUUCUCUCUCUAACUUUGCUUCAAAUUUCUCUCUCUAGGGUUUCGCUUUCUAUAAUGUAGAAAAAGUGAAACCAUUAGUCACACUUUCUUUCACAAGAUCUAAACAAAUUGCUGUAAAUGGGGAACUGUUGCAGAUCUCCGGCCGCCGUAGCUAGAGAGGAUGUGAAAUCGAGCUUCUCCGGUCAAGAUCACGGAAAGAAAAACAGCACAGCUAAAAAGACACCGCAACCAAUCAGAGUCCUCACCGGCGUUCCCAAGGAGAAUAUAGAGGAGCGGUAUUUGGUAGAUCGUGAGCUAGGUCGGGGAGAAUUUGGCGUAACGUAUCUGUGUAUAGAGAGAGACUCGAGAGAGUUACUUGCCUGUAAGAGUAUUUCGAAGAGGAAGUUGAGGACUGCUGUGGAUAUUGAAGAUGUGAGACGAGAAGUAGCGAUUAUGAAGCAUUUGCCGAAGAAUUCGAGUAUUGUGAGCUUGAAAGAAGCGUGUGAGGAUGAUAAUGCGGUGCAUUUGGUUAUGGAGUUGUGUGAAGGAGGGGAGUUGUUUGAUAGGAUUGUUGCUAGAGGUCAUUAUACUGAAAGAGCGGCUGCGGCGGUUACCAGAACGAUUGUGGAAGUUGUUCAGUUGUGUCAUAAACAUGGUGUGAUUCAUAGGGAUUUGAAGCCGGAGAAUUUUUUGUUUGCGAAUAAGAAAGAGAAUUCGCCUUUGAAAGCUAUUGAUUUUGGAUUGUCUAUUUUCUUUAAGCCAGGUGAGAGGUUCUCUGAAAUUGUUGGAAGCCCUUAUUAUAUGGCUCCAGAAGUGCUCAAGCGGAACUAUGGACCAGAAAUUGAUAUAUGGAGUGCAGGGGUCAUUCUCUACAUCUUGUUGUGCGGUGUUCCUCCAUUUUGGGCUGAGUCUGAGCAAGGAGUCGCCCAGGCCAUUCUUCGUGGGAUUAUAGAUUUCAAAAGGGACCCAUGGCCAAAUAUUUCUGAAAGUGCUAAGAGUCUGGUGAGGCAAAUGUUGGAGCCAGACCCAAAGCUUCGACUAACUGCAAGACAAGUGAUAGAGCAUCCUUGGCUCCAAAAUGCUAAGAAAGCUCCAAAUGUUCCUCUUGGUGAUGUUGUCAAGUCAAGACUUAAGCAGUUUUCAAUGAUGAACAGAUUCAAAAGAAAAGCCCUCAGGGUUAUUGCUGAUUUCUUAUCCAUCGAAGAAGUUGAAGACAUCAAAGAAAUGUUCAUGAAGAUGGACACCGAUGGUGAUGGUAUUGUUUCAGUUGAAGAAUUGAAAAUUGGACUUCGAAAUUUUGGUUCCCAGCUUGCAGAGUCUGAAGUUCAAAUGCUUAUUGAAGCUGUAGAUACUAAUGAGAAGGGUAAACUAGACUAUGGGGAAUUUGUUGCCGUUUCCCUUCAUCUCCAAAGGAUGGCCAAUGAUGAACAUAUUCACAAGGCAUUCUCCUACUUCGACAAGGAUGGCAAUGGUUACAUCGAACCAGAUGAGCUCCGGGAUGCCUUGAUGGAAGAUGGAGCAGAUGAUUGUACAGAUGUGGCAAAUGACAUCUUCCAAGAAGUAGACACUGACAAGGAUGGAAGAAUCAGCUAUGAUGAAUUUGUUGCCAUGAUGAAAACUGGGACAGAUUGGAGGAAAGCUUCCCGUCAUUACUCUAGAGGGAGAUUCAACAGUCUAAGCAUGAAGCUCAUGAAGGAUGGUUCACUAAACUUGGGAAGUGAGUAACAUAUACACGACCUAUGUUUAAUUUAUCAUUGCAAAGAAAGUAGUGGAUCAUCACCAUACAUCUUAGAAUUUCCUUCUUUUGUGAUAAUUUGAUGGGGCCCUUUUGCUUGUGGGUUACGAGGAUAAUGGAGGCUGAGUACAUCUUUUCUGUCUGCAAAAUGUUAAUUGUGUAAAAAUGAUGACUGGUAUCACGGUACAGGAUGUAUGAUCCCAUCCUUCUUUUUUAUUUUUUAUUUUUCAUUUUUACCCCCUUUAACCUUUGAUAAUUGUUUCCUGUUGACAAUGCGAACAUCGGUGAGGUGAAUUCCAUAGGGCUGUAGUAUAUUCUUCUAAAAGAAAAUGUUUUGUAUGUGUUCUAUGC
Molecule: messenger RNA, 2321 nt
Organism: Populus euphratica (Euphrates poplar)
Lineage: Eukaryota; Viridiplantae; Streptophyta; Magnoliopsida; Malpighiales; Salicaceae
Gene: CPK13
Product: calcium-dependent protein kinase 13
Exons: 7
Coding region: 374-1960 (528 amino acids)
Biological process (GO): protein phosphorylation
Molecular function (GO): protein kinase activity; calcium ion binding; ATP binding
Source: RefSeq, a predicted model, not a curated record